AUGUCUCCGCCGCUGGAAAGCCAGCAGACUAUACUCAUCACAGGCUCAAACGGCCGCAUCGGCCGACUCCUCUCGGCUCGACUCAUCAAGCCGGGACGGCACAUCCGGCUCCUCGACAUAGUGCAUGACCCCUCGAACAUCCCACAAGGGGCCGAGUUCGUCUCGGGCUCGGUCACUGACGCACAAGUAGUUGAACAGGCAGCUGCAGGCGUAGACGUCAUCGUGCAUCUGGCAGGGAUAGCAGCCGAGGCACAAUGGGAAUCCAUCCUCGACACCAACGUGCACGGCACGUGGUGCGUCCUCGAGGCAGCACGCAAGCUAGGCGUGCCUAGGGUCAUCUUGGCCUCGAGCAACCACGCCGCCGGGAUGCUGCGGCAAUCAGAUCUCGGCGCACACACCCAGAAUCCGCUGCGGGUCUGCGAUGCCCACCCGGCCCCGGAUAGCUACUACGGCUUCAGCAAGACGGCCAUGGAGUCUCUCGGCAGGCUGUUCGUUGCCAAAACGCCCGGGCUCUGUGUGGUGGCCGUGCGGAUUGGCUCAUGCUGGGCGGAACCGCGCAAUGAGCGUGCGCUGUCGAUAUGGCUCUCGCCAGAUGACUUUGCCAGGCUCGUAGAGGCAGUGCUCCAGCCUGCUGUCACAGGCUACCAUUGCGUCUGGGGUGUGAGUCGCAACACGCGCCGGUGGUGGUCGCUGGAAGAGGGAGAGGCUAUCGGGUUCCGUCCCGUCGACGACGCGGAAGUGUUCGCACACAGAGUCGGUAGCCCCAGGGAUGAGAGCACUGCGGCAUUGGUGGCUGAUGAGCUGGACUAUGUAGGAGGAGUCUUUCCGUCGUGGGAACUUGGCAUACAUGGCUGA
Messenger RNA from Neoarthrinium moseri, 855 nucleotides. RefSeq lists its product as uncharacterized. The record is from RefSeq and is a predicted model, not a curated record. The transcript has a single exon. The coding region runs from base 1 to 855 and encodes 284 amino acids. Lineage: Eukaryota; Fungi; Ascomycota; Sordariomycetes; Amphisphaeriales; Apiosporaceae.